Messenger RNA from Parnassius mnemosyne (clouded apollo), 1701 nucleotides. Lineage: Eukaryota; Metazoa; Arthropoda; Insecta; Lepidoptera; Papilionidae. The record is from the annotation of a GenBank genome assembly.
AUGGGAUGGCUGCACGUAGAAAAACCCGCGGCUCUCCUGGCGAAGGAGUUCUCAGGGAUCGUAAUUCGCUCUGCGGAGGAAGGCCUAGGGAAGCGUCGCCCCAGGGGGUCGGGGGGGUAUGAAUGGUGGACAUUUGAACUAGAUAAAACUCGGAAGUUGCAAUGCAAACUUAGGCGUGCUUGGCAGAGUAAAAGGCGUCUGGGAGGUAGGUCUGAGGAGUUAGCCAGGAUGGCUUUCCAUAGUGUGCGUGCGAGAUAUAGGAAGAUGAUGGUGGAGGCGCAGCAGUCGCAGCACAGGAAGAUUGCCAACUCUGGCAAUGAGGACCCAUGGGGCUUUGCAUACAGGCUCGCCAGCGGCAGGGUACGUCCGCCUGCAAAUGUGAUCAAUGGGAUCGCCUUUGCGGGUGUACACCCGGACGGUCUGGAAGCAGCGAUGCAUAAAUUAAUGUCUGCGCUCUGUCCGGAUGACAGCACUGACUGCGACUCGCCUUAUCACCGGCAGGUUCGUCUGCUGGCGGCUUUCAUGCCGUCGGGUGGAGCUGCGCCUCCACUUAAGGUUGAGGAACUGGGUGGUAUAGUUAAGGCCUUGCCCAACACGGCUCCGGGACUCGAUGGAGUGAGUGCGAGAAUCGUGAGGAAUGUGUGGAUUGCGGCACCGAGGGAAUUUCACUCGGUGUAUGCCAAGUGUGUGGAAGAGGGGGUUUUCCCCAAUGUAUGGAAGGACGGAAGACUGAUUGUCAUUCCCAAGGGUAAUGACAAGCCGCUCACCGACGUCAAGGCAUACCGUCCAAUAACGCUCCUCCCUGUUUUGGGAAAAUUAUUGGAACGAGUAAUUUUAAGAUGUGCUCCCGCGAUUAGCCGCGGGAUAUCCGAGUACCAGCACGGAUUUUCUCCGGGGCGGUCUACAGUAACAGCGCUGCGUGUACUGCUCAGCACGGCAAGGUAUUCUCAGGCAUGCUACGUGCAAGCAAUAUUCUUAGAUAUCUCCGGCGCCUUCGACAAUGCCUGGUGGCCGAUGAUGAUGGUCAAGGCCAAAAGGGGUGGAUGUCCACCCAACAUUUAUAGAAUGUUGGUGGACUACUUCACCUCCAGGCGUGUGGGCCUCUACAUCGGAGACCGGGUAGAGUGGAAGACGUCGACCAUGGGAUGUCCUCAAGGCUCCGUGCUGGGCCCAACACUGUGGAAUGUGCUGAUGGACGACCUGCUCCGACUCCUUCUGCCCGAGGGAGUAGCCAUGACUGCCUAUGCCGAUGAUGUUACAAUCUUGAUUGAAUCGGGUACGAGAGCGGGUAUCGAAUCCAGGGCCAGAGUCACUCUGGACCUUGUACGGGAGUGGGGGCUAAGGAAUCGACUGGAGUUUUCCUCCUCAAAGUCGACCACCAUGACUAUUAGAGGGAAACUUCAGCGCCCCCCCGUUAUUAAACUUGGUGGGGAGUCUAUUAAGACUGUGACUAACGUUAAGGUGUCGCUGAGGUGCGGACACACACAUAGCGCCACUCAGCGGCGCGCGGCGCAACAGACGCCACACCGGCCCUGCCAGGCACAGACAGCACAAACCGCAAUGGUUGCGCGAACGGCGCCCGCAGAUGGCGUCGCAGUGCCGGAAGUGCACACUAUCACCCCCUGGCGGCGAGUAGCCACCGAAGGUUCUAGAAGGCCCUCGAACGGCACGUCAGAAGCCAACUACCCACUAAUGUUAUAA